AUGUUGUGGCGAGAGCAAUUGUGGAGGCUGCAGCAGUCUGGAAAGUUUCUCAUAGGUGUCACGUAUUUGUCAUUUUUCUUAGAUAAUUUGCUCCUUAGCGUCGUUGUACCUAUCAUACCAGACGUACUUUACAAGAUGGAAAACGAAACUCUUGAAAGAACUAAUCUCAACAUGGUUGCUGUUGAGAAUAAAGAAAAUUGUUCAGGUGUCCCUCUAGAUUGCCAAAACCAUUCCUCAAAUGCAUAUGUCAGUUUUCAUCGCAGAAUAGCUUCAUACGACAUGAACGAUGAAAAUGAAGAAGUGGGAUUGCUCUUAGCUUCCAAAGCAAUUGUACAGCUUGUCAUGAAUCCUGUAGUAGGGCCUCUUACGAACAGGAUAGGAAACCAAACACCAAUAUUUUUUGGGGUUCUGACAUUACUACUAUCGUCUUUGCUAUUUGCAUUUGGAAACACAUUUUCUGUGCUGUUCGCUGCACGAAGUCUUCACGGAAUCGGAUCUUCUUGUAUCUGCAUAGGAGGGAUGGCUGUCAUAGCGGACCGAUACCAAGAUGAUCAAGAGCGUAGCCGAAUUAUGGGUAUUAUAAUGGGAGGAAUUGCAGCUGGAGUGUUAGUGGGAUAUCCACUUGGUGGAGUUCUGUAUGACUUCGUUAGUCAAAGUGCACCUCUUUUGAUUGUUUCUGGCUUCCUUUUCCUUGAUGCGGUUUUGCUUCUGGUGGUUUUACGCCCUCGUUUAGAGCCUGAAAGACUUCUGGUUGGAACAAGUAUAAGGAAGCUGAUUCGUGAUCCAUACAUAUUACUUGCAGCAGGUGCUAUAAGCAUAUCAACCUUUUCCAUUGCGAUUUUGGAACCUUGCUUACCUAUUUGGUUGAUGGAAUCGAUGUCUCCUCCAAGAUGGCAGCUGGGUACAGUUUUCAUACCAGAUAGUCUUGGAUAUUUUGUGGGCACGAACUUUUUUGGAGAGGUGGGAUUCAAAGUGGGCAGAUGGGUCACGGCAAUGGUCUCAUUAUUUAUUGUGGGUGUCUGCGCUCUAAUGAUUCCUAUUUCGACUCAUAUUCUGCAACUUGUGAUUCCACAUUUUGGCUUAGGAUUGGGCAUUGGAGUUAUAGAUGCUUCUCUUAUGCCUCUGCUUGCAAACAUAGUGGAUGUGAGGUAUAUGGGUCUUUAUGGGAGCGUAUAUGCAAUUGCUGAGAUGGCAGUGUGUUUAGCUUAUUCUAUAGGUCCUUUGUUUGGAGGUUAUUUGGUUAAAAAGAUGGGAUUUACCUGGGUCAUGCGAUGCAUUGGAAUUCUAAAUCUACUCUACUGUCCACUUUGCUAUUUCUUGAGAGAAAUCCCUCGUCAAAAAGGAGAGAAUAGGCCUAUAAAUUCAAACGGACCUGAAUGCAACUCAAAAGAACCAACUAAAACUGAUGGAUGGGCUAGUUACUUUUCUUUCGCCAAUGAAGAAUAAGUAAUAUUAAAAAAAAAAAAGAUUCUACAGAUACAAU
Molecule: messenger RNA, 1483 nt
Organism: Argiope bruennichi
Lineage: Eukaryota; Metazoa; Arthropoda; Arachnida; Araneae; Araneidae
Product: synaptic vesicular amine transporter-like
Exons: 15
Coding region: 1-1446 (481 amino acids)
Biological process (GO): transmembrane transport; aminergic neurotransmitter loading into synaptic vesicle
Cellular component (GO): terminal bouton; synaptic vesicle membrane
Molecular function (GO): serotonin:sodium:chloride symporter activity
Source: RefSeq, a predicted model, not a curated record